Molecule: messenger RNA, 1713 nt
Organism: Paramisgurnus dabryanus
Lineage: Eukaryota; Metazoa; Chordata; Actinopteri; Cypriniformes; Cobitidae
Product: myelin-associated glycoprotein
Source: RefSeq, a predicted model, not a curated record
AGACUGUGAACUAAAGUGUGAUAUUUUCACAUCAUCCAUACACAGACACACUUGAAGUAGAAAUGGUUGCAAACCUCCUUCCAGGCAUUUGGAUCCUUAUGUCUUUAUCAGGUAUUUUGGCUGCUGAUUGGAUGGUCCGUGUCCCUAAAGACCCAGUCUAUGCUUAUGUCAAGUCAUCUGUCGUUCUGCCUUGCACCUUUGACUACCCCGAGAGGUCAGAUCAGGGAACAGCACUCACAGUUUUAUCAAAGAUGUGGUGUUUAAAUCAAAGCCACUGCAUUACUCCAAGAUAUGUGUACCACAGUGAAGGAAUAUUCCCUGAACUCUCAUACCAGGGCCGGGUGAAGUUCCUAGGACAGAAGGGGAGUAAAAACUGCUCUCUAGAGAUAUCUGAUCUGAGGUCAGAGGACAGUGGCGUGUACGUCUUUCGAUUCAUCACAAAUCACACAAAAGAGAAACUCCCGGGACAGAAAGGAGUGACACUUCAUGUCAUCCUCUUAGCAGCUGCAUCUUCAUCGUCAUCACUUGCUAUUAUAAUUGUGUUUGGAGUUAUUUUCAUCUUCACAAUAUCUGGCAUUCUAAUAUGCAUUAAAUGCAGGGCAAGGAGAUCGAUGUCAAGAUCACUUUAAACAAUACACAGCUCCAUUCACUUACCACAGAGGAUUAAUAAAAAGAUCAGAGAGUAUUAUGGGAUCAACACACAUCUGUAUGAAUGGUUCUGCUUUUCCUCGUUGCUUAUUUUAUCAAUAUUUUAUGUCUUGAACAUUAUUUAUCUAUUUAAUGUUUAUCUUCUGCACAUAACAGUAUAAUCCCACUUUGAUAUAUUGUUAGUUCUGGUAUUGUUUAUUCUGUUUGGUAUUAUUUUUACGCAAGCAAUAAGGUACAAGAGGUUGUGCUAUAUUUUGAAUAUAGUCACAGCUGACUGGCAUUAUUAGCCAGCGAAAGACAAAUGAAAAGUAUGAUGCAAGAUGAUAAACUUUUUUAAUUGAAUAUAUAUAAAAAAUUAGGUCUUCAAGUUUAAUUUCCGUACCAUACCUGCAUACCUUUUGUUUUCAGCAUAAAUCUAAUAAACACAUUAUUAACUGUACAUGUAGGUUUACUGUAUUUGCUAGGGGAGUAAUAAAAAUGUUUAAAACAUAAAAAUGUUUCCAAUGUGAUCUGAGACUUUUCACCAUGUAUACAUGCAGUCAAACUAAGAUUUUUUUCAGACACCUUCAACUUGGAUAGCAGGUUCAGGUGUGUUUCAUUAAGGUUGGAGGCAGUAACGGCCGGUGCCGUCUUUUUUCAAGGGCGCUCGAUGCGAAGUUCAUCACAACAUGUAUGUAGCCCGUCAUGUGUGUGCUUCCUUUUUUCAAAAUAUGUGUUCUGCGCGUCAAGAGAUCGUGUGUGCAAAACAGCCGUCUUUAAACCUCUCUCACUGUACGACAGGACCACCGAUUAAGAUCCACGAUCACAGAAAUCGCCACUACUGUUUCACGAUGGCAAUCUUUUGUCUGGGACAGCCAAAAAUUGUGCAGUGUAUCCCGGGCUUUAGACUGUCUCACAAAUAUAUUACAGUAGAUUAUAUAGCUGUAAAAUGUAAGUACACAAUUAGAUAAUACCGAUUUGAGUCAACCAGUUACAAAGCAAUGCUUAAUUUUGUUCAGUCUGUGGUGUAACGCCCCAUUCAGACAGCCGGCGACCAGCAGUAGCAGAGCGACGCGAUCUCAUUCA